AACCGAAGCAACAGUCCGAGCCGCUUUCAGAAUGAGGUCUGCAGGAGUGAGCUGAGCGUGUUCGCGGUACCGGGCUCUCCUGCCUCUGGGCUCCAACGCAGCUCGGUGGCUGAACUGGGCGCUCACCACCACGCCGGGCUAUGGAAUACAGAUGUGGCAGGACAGGUAGACCCACGUUGGGAGGAGGAAUACAUUAUGAUUUUUGAGAAGAAGAAAUUAUAGAAGCCAGUUUUUUUCUUAACACCCUUUUACACACACACACACGCACACACACACCACACAAACUGUAAAGAUGCAAAAACGUAAUAUCCAUGAAGACCCUAUUACCUAGGAAGAUUCUGAUGUUUUGCUGUGAAUGCGGUGUUGGGAUUUAUUUGUUCUUGGAGUGUUCUGCAUGGCUGGCAAAGAAUAAUGUUCCAAAAUCGGUCCAUCUCCCAAGGGGUCCAAUUUUUCUUCCUGGGUGUCAGCGAGCCCUGACUCACUACACUGCAGCUGACAGGGGCUGUCAUGCAAGUGGCCCCUAAGCCAAAGCAAAAGACCUGAGGAGAACCUUUGAACAAAACAAAGGAUGGGUUUCAAUGUAAUUAGGCUACUGAGCCGAUCAGCUGUAGCACUGGUUAUAGCCCCCACUGUCUUACUGACAAUGCUUUCUUCUGCUGAACGAGGAUGCCCCAAGGGCUGUAGGUGUGAAGGCAAAAUGGUAUAUUGUGAAUCCCAGAAAUUGCAGGAGAUACCCUCAAGUAUAUCUGCUGGUUGCUUAGGUUUGUCCCUUCGAUAUAACAGCCUUCAGAAACUUAAGUAUAAUCAAUUUAAAGGGCUCAACCAGCUCACCUGGCUCUACCUUGACCACAACCAUAUCAGCAAUAUCGAUGAGAAUGCUUUUAAUGGAAUACGCAGACUCAAAGAGUUGAUUCUGAGUUCCAACAGAAUCUCCUAUUUUCUUAACAAUACCUUCAGACCUGUGACCAAUUUACGGAACUUGGAUCUGUCCUAUAAUCAGCUCCAUUCCCUGGGAUCUGAACAGUUUCGGGGCUUGAGGAAGCUGCUCAGUUUACAUUUACGCUCUAACUCCUUGAGAACCAUCCCUGUGCGAAUAUUUCAAGACUGUCGCAACCUGGAACUUUUGGAUCUGGGAUAUAACAGGAUCCGAAGUUUAGCCAGGAAUGUAUUUGCUGGUAUGAUCAGACUGAAAGAACUUCACCUGGAGCACAAUCAAUUUUCCAAGCUCAACCUGGCCCUUUUUCCAAGGCUGGUGAGCCUUCAGAAUCUGUACUUGCAGUGGAAUAAAAUCAGUGUCAUAGGGCAGACCAUGUCCUGGACCUGGAGCUCACUGCAAAGGCUUGAUCUAUCCGGGAAUGAGAUCGAAGCUUUCAGUGGACCUAGUGUUUUCCAGUGUGUCCCCAAUCUGCAGCGCCUCAACCUGGAUUCCAACAAGCUCACAUUUAUUGGUCAAGAGAUUUUGGAUUCUUGGAUAUCCCUCAAUGACAUCAGCCUCGCAGGGAAUAUAUGGGAAUGCAGCAGAAAUAUCUGUUCCCUGGUAAACUGGCUGAAAAGUUUUAAAGGUCUGAGAGAGAAUACCAUUAUCUGUGCCAGUCCCAAAGAGCUCCAGGGCGUAAAUGUGAUCGAUGCGGUGAAGAACUACAGCAUCUGUGGUAAAAGUACCACGGAGAGGUUUGAUCUGGCCAGGGCUCUCCCAAAGCCGACGUUUAAGCCCAAGCUCCCCAGGCCCAAACACGAGAGCAAGCCUCCGGUGCCCCCCACGGUGGGAGCUACCGAGCCCAGCCCAGAGACCGAUGCGGACACCGAGCACAUCUCCUUCCAUAAGAUCAUCGCCGGCAGCGUGGCCCUUUUCCUGUCGGUACUGGUCAUCCUGCUGGUUAUCUACGUGUCCUGGAAGCGGUACCCAGCCAGCAUGAAACAGCUGCAGCAGCGCUCCCUCAUGCGAAGGCACAGGAAGAAGAAAAGACAGUCGCUCAAGCAAAUGACUCCCAGCACCCAGGAAUUCUAUGUAGACUAUAAACCCACCAACACCGAGACCAGCGAGAUGCUGCUGAACGGGACGGGACCCUGCACCUAUAACAAAUCAGGCUCCAGGGAAUGCGAGAUACCUUUAUCAAUGAAUGUGUCAAGCUUUCUGGCAUACGACCAGCCCACAAUAAGUUACUGUGGGGUCCAUCAUGAACUUCUCUCCCAUAAGUCCUUUGAAACGAAUGCACAGGAAGAUACGAUGGAAAGCCACCUAGAGACUGAGCUGGACCUGAGCACAAUCACAACAGCUGGCCGCAUUAGUGAUCAUAAACCGCAGCUGGCUUGACCGAGUUGAGCGGUAGCCCAGGGUUGCUACCGAACUGUACCCUCAAGGACAAAAUGAGGAAGAUUUGUUCAUUGUGACUUUCACAAACAAAAAUGCCCUGUUUAAAAUAAACAAAAUUCCAAGAUUGAUUCGUGAAAUAUGAAAUAAAGAAGACAUGAAUUGUUUCAAGUCUAUACUUUGUAAUUAGCUAAGUUGUGCAGUAUUUUUUGACUUCGACAGAGUAUGACCCUGAGGGGGAAAAAAAGAGAAAAUGAAUCAUUUUUCCCCAAACUCAUCCUACCUAUGUGUAAAAAUUGUACAGCGCUAAUGUAUUUUUCAUAUUACAAAGUUUCGAUUCUAGAAACUGGUAUGUACAGUACCAUAAUUUAAUUACGUUUUACUUUACACCUUUCAGUUUCUAAAAUUUUAAAUUAACAAAAAUGACUUCUGUGUUACUGAGAGUUACUUGGUUUUGUAGGGACUGUUUUGUUACUGCUUUCGUGCCCAGAAACCUUGACUCUAAAAUUCUGUGCUGUGCGAACGAUGCACGAUUUUUAUCGUUAUCAGGCUUUACUGCGUAGAAUUUUAUCUACUUGUUCCAGAAAUAAUACAUUAACCAAAAGACGAUUUAAUUGUUCAGACUUGUAAGGAGAUUCUUCAAUUACAUAGACAGGUUUUUCUUAUAAAUGAAAAAAAACUCAGAUUUUUUUUUUAAUCAGUUCUUCUCAGACUUAACUGUUGCCUUGAAUUACAGCCUAGUUUCUAAGCAGUGAAAUGUAAAGAUAAAGAGGGAUAUUUUAAUAGCAUAUUUCCAAAUGAAUGACUCAUUAUUUCAUUCCUUUGAGUAACCAUUGUUAAGGGUAGAGGAGAGCAUGGACCAAACAUCCCUCGAAACAAAGGCUGUAACCACAGCAACAGACUUUGAUGUACUUACAAGGUGCAUCAACUGGUGACAAGGAAAAACUUUUGUUACAUCUCAUUAUUGUCAAGACAAGGUAGGAGGAUGCAGCAUAAUAAUUGUACAGUAGCAAUUUUUCUGUUAAUUAACCCAAAGUGGUUUACCUAAAAAUAACCACCAGUCAGUGCAAAAUGUGCCUGGUUCUUAAGACAACUUUUCAUUUAGAACUGUGAAACUAUAUUUUGGGAACAUUUCAAAGGAAAAAUGUGGAAUUUUUUAUAUUGUGUGCUACCUUGAUUCUCUCCUGAGAAAGAACUUUAAAUAUCUACAUUGCUUUCAGGAUAGACUUCUGAGCCAUAGUGGGGAAAGCUUCAACACAGAACUAGACUGUAAUGAUGUUUCAUUGUUUAUAUUGCUAUUCGUUUGGGGAUUUAUCUACAAAUUAUCUGAAAUAUUAACUAAGAGUAAUUGGACACCAACCCAAAUCACAUGUUGGUUGUAUGAUUGUGUUUUAAACAUAAUUCAAAUCAACAUAAGGAAACCUGACUUCCCAGCAACUGAAAUGAUCAAUUUGUUGUUAUUUACCUGACAGGUUAUUAUUUGAAAAUAUGCAUGGUUAUCACGCAUUCCUUUUUGUUUUAGAGGGCUUCAAAUUCAAAAUUGCAAGUAUCAAUUACUAUUACAUGAGAAAAAGCAUUUCUUUAUGGUCUCAUUUUAUAUUCGUGACAGCGAAAAUAGAGAAAGAAUAUGACAAUCUGAUAGGAUUCAACAGGGGUCCAAAAAAAUUAAAAAGCAUUAAAGAAAAGAGCUAGUGAAAAGCAAUGUCAAACGUAAUUUUCUAUCUCCUCCAAAGACAGUCUAUCUGUAAGCAUCUAGUUUCCCAUGGAUUGACCGAGCAAACAUAAGAGCAACUUCCGGAAGAACUUAAAAGUUGGAAAGCAAAUAUCUGAAGCAAAAUGUUGGACGAAGCAAACUAUUAACUUUAAUGUAACUAUAAAUGUCACCGUACUUGUGUCAAAUAGUAAGCAUCUCAGAUUUUGUAACAUAUUUUGCAUAAAUUAUUUGCUAUUCAA
This is a messenger RNA of Nannospalax galili (Upper Galilee mountains blind mole rat), 4264 nucleotides long. RefSeq names its product leucine rich repeat transmembrane neuronal 3 (gene Lrrtm3). Gene Ontology annotation, molecular function: protein binding. The transcript is spliced from 3 exons. The record is from RefSeq and is a predicted model, not a curated record. Bases 569 to 2314 code for a protein of 581 amino acids. Lineage: Eukaryota; Metazoa; Chordata; Mammalia; Rodentia; Spalacidae.